Messenger RNA from Haliotis rufescens (red abalone), 2587 nucleotides. RefSeq names its product zinc finger protein 883-like. The transcript is spliced from 6 exons. Gene Ontology annotation, cellular component: nucleus. Gene Ontology annotation, molecular function: protein binding; histone methyltransferase activity. The record is from RefSeq and is a predicted model, not a curated record. Bases 91 to 2232 code for a protein of 713 amino acids. Lineage: Eukaryota; Metazoa; Mollusca; Gastropoda; Lepetellida; Haliotidae.
CAAUUUUGAUAUUUAUGAACAGACUGGGUUCCUGUCUACGUAAGCUAAAUCCCUAAGCAGUGGAACUAGUUUAGGGCCCCGGCUGCGCAAAUGGCGCGAGAACCAGCAAUGAAGAGAAAACAGCCUGGACAAAGAUCUUCUAAAGGAAGGAAAUGUGCUCCUUUGAGUGGUCGGUCACAGAAGAAUUGCAUGGAUGUGGAGGUUCCUGGUGGUGAUGAUCAGUUUUUGUAUUGUGAGGACUGCCACAAAGAGUAUGAUGGGGACUGUUCAGUACAUGGACCUCUUCUCAUGGUCACAGACACAAAGGAAAAACGAGGAAGAGUAGGCAGGGCAUGGAAGACAUUGCCUGUUGGUCUGGAGAUUGAAGAAUCCGGUAUCCCAGGCGCUGGUCUUGGAGUUUGGGCAUCUCAGGACUUUGUUGCACGCACCUGCUUUGGGCCGUAUGAAGGAAAUAUCAUCCAGAAUAAAAACGUUGUUCAUGGAUCAGGAUACACUUGGCAAAUAUGUGCAGAUGGACAACCUUCCCACUUUGUAGAUGGCCAACACUGCAACACAGCCAACUGGAUGCGAUAUGUCAACUGUGCUCGAACAGAGGAAGAACAGAAUCUGACAGCAUUUCAAUACAAUGGACAUAUCUACUACAGAGCAUACAAGAAGAUUGAUUUUGGUUCUGAGCUGCUUGUUUGGUAUGGACACAAGUAUGCAAGAGACCUUGGUAUCGAGAGACAACUAAAAUUACCUAAAGGUUAUUUAAAAGGAAUGUACCCAUGUGACAGUUGUGACCUGGGGUUCUCAUCUUUGGUGUUCCUGUGGAAACAUCUGAAGAAGAUACACGGAGGAAAACUGACAGCUCAGUUGAGGUUCAUAGUGAACACUCAAGGCUACUGCAUUCGUGACUUGAUUAAACGCCUAGAAAGCCUGGCACUAGAAAACAACCACCUCCCUUUGAAAGACCCAAACCGUGGAGUUGAGGAAGCAGUGAUAAGAAGUGAUCCCAAGAGAGACAACAUUCAGUGUGAGAGUGGAGGCCAGCUCUAUCAAUGUUGUAAGUGUGGGGAAGUUUUAGAAACAUCAAGCGACCAGAGAAGUGGCAUCCAGUGUCCCUGUGGGGUGAAGCAUCAUCAGUGCAGCCAGUGUGGGAGAGUGUUUACGAGAGUCAGCAGCCUGCGGCGACACAUGAUACGUCACACCGGAGUCAAACCCUAUCAAUGUGAUGACUGUGGGAAAGAAUUUACGAGAGCAGGCACCUUGCAGACACACAUCCAGGGUCACAAUGGAGUUCGGCCUUAUGAAUGUAGGAAGUGUGGGAAAACCUUUGCACGUUCGCAGAACCUGCACAAUCACAUGAGAUGUCACAACGGAGUCAAGCCUUACCUGUGUAGUAAGUGUGGGAAAACAUUUUCACAAUCAGGGGACCUGCGGAAACACAUGAGAUGUCACAGUGGAGACAAGCCUUAUCCUUGUCGUGAAUGUGAGAAAGCAUUCACAUCGUCAGGUAACUUGGAUGCUCACAUGCGGUGUCACACUGGAGUGAAGCCUUAUAAGUGUACGGAGUGUGGGAAAGCCUUUACACAAUCAGGGAACCUGCAGACACAUAUGAAAUGUCACCAUGGGUACGGCGGAGACACGAGUGCGACAAGCGUCGAGUCCCACCAGUGUAGUGUGUGUGGGUUAACCGUUAAAACAUCAGGCAGCCUGCGGACGCACAUGAUGCGUCACAGAGGUGAAAGGCCUUAUGAGUGUGCUGUGUGUGAUAGGGCCUUCACAGAAUCAGGUACUUUGAGUAGACAUAUGAGGUGCCAUAGUGGCGCCAAGCCAUAUAAGUGUAGUCAAUGUGGAAUGACAUUUACACAAUCUGGUAGUCGACAGAGACACAUGAAAAUUCACAGUAGAGUCGAGCCGUAUCAGAGUAGUACAUGUGAGACAGUUACCCAAUCAAAUCAACAGCAGAGGGCCAAAAGGAGGACCAAUAAGGACAAGCCUAGUCUGAGUCAAGAGUCUGGGAAAGCAUUCACAGAAUCAGCUGGUCUCAAUACUCGAGUGAAAAGACAUGUUAUGGCUAAGCCUUAUCAGUGUGGUGUGUGCUUGAAAUCAUUUACAAAGUCAAGUGUCCUGCAGGAACAUGUGACUUGUCACAGUGGAGUUAAGUCAUAUCAAUGUGGUAAGUGUGGGAAAGCCUUCACAGGGAUUGGACUCCUUAAGAAACACCUGCUAUGUCACAGGCGUCUGUAGUAUUCUAAUGUAAUCACUUCUAACAACCUGGGUUUUUCUAGGGUUUCACCAAAGUAGAAAAUAUAUUGACUUUCCACUGACAUGAGGGGUCAUAAUUUGGUGUGCAGAGUUGUGGCCCUUGUGCAAGCCAGGAACCUAUGAUAGAGAGUUAAUGGAUGUCAUUGUCCACUUCAUUAUUCAGAGGAACAUGGGUGAAUAUCUCACUUGGGACACAAAACACUGCCUACAGUUGAAAAAUAACAGAAUGUUUCCGUAUUUUAUACAAGUUGCAAGAACAUUGCUUGCUAUCAAAUUCUUCCUAUUGUGUAGUUAGCAGAGCUGGAUAUAAAAGAAUUUGUAUGUAUGCUAGAUUUAA